AAACUCACUCGAUCGAAAUGAUAAAAAAUUCUUCCUGCAACUGAAUGGUCAUUGGUUCGAAUUUGUAUAUACCCCUACUCGGAAAUUUUUUCUCCAAACCUAAGGGGUGUGCAAAGCACCCCUCCUCUCCAAGUGGCUCCGCCACUCGUUUCCUACCCUGGUUCAUAGACAUGUAAAUGUUCUAGAGUGGAUGUAUUAUUGUAGGGAUGGGACAAAGUUCAAUCGUUUUCCGGGAACAAAACUUCAAUCGUUGUCAAUCGCAAUUCGCAAACCGUUUCUUUCCUUUCCUACCAUCUCCAGGCAACUUGGCAAAGUAUCUCCAGCUUAAUAGCUGAUCAUAUCGGACUCAGUCCAAGUCAACGGCCGGCGAGAUGGACGUUCCACUACAAACGUCGAUUCCACCGCCGGCCGGGCCAAGGGGCCACGAGGGCCAGCAUAGCAAAACCCAAAAUGGGCUUGGGCACAUUGGCUGAUGUGCGUAGACAAAUUAUUGGGCCUGUUUUUUUCGCCCAUAAAUCUCCCGCCAUUACGGCCCACGUCUUCCUUCUUUCCACUCUUCUCCCCAGUCCUUUAAGCUCCGGCGCCGCAGCCAUCCUUAGCCGGUUGGUUUAUUCCGUAACGUAACUCAAGGUCUGCCUCCCAUUUUGUUCUUUUCGCCGGGAACUUCAUGGCGGAAGAAAACGGGAGCUGCACAGUACUUCUUCAGCUGUCCGAAAAUGAUCCCUUUUUCGACAAAAAGAAGCAAAUUUUGCACGAUAGGGGAUUUGGCAUUAGAGAACGGCUAAACCUUCAAUAUUCUUCUUCUUGUCCCGACUCAGUUGCUGCUAAUUUGGAGAAGCUGCUCCAAGUAGCAAGAAUCAUACACUUAGACGAGGUUGAGCUUUACUUCAAUGACUUCGAUGGAAGUAGACAAGUGGAAUUCUGCAGUACCAGGAACGAAGUGGAGGCUCUCAAUUCAAUCCUUUCCCUCAUUUACCAUACAACCUUUAAAGAUCAAGCCUUUAGAGAUGCAAUCAACGAUAAGAUAACACGGCAGUGCGGAGUGAAGAGCUUAGAGUCCAGAACCGGUAGAAACUAUGAGGGUGUUACUAAAGAAAACCAGUUGGUUGAAUGGGGUGUUAGCCAUGGUGUGAAGACAAGCUUGGAGAUAGCAUUGAUUGAAGGAGCUGGGAGAGGAGCCAUAGCGAAAAAGGAUCUUGGAAUUGGAGACAUUGCGUUGGAGAUUCCUGUCUCUCUCAUUAUAUCUGAGGAACUUGUUCGCCAAUCUGACAUGUUUAAAAUACUCGAGAGCAUGGAGGGGAUUUCUGUCGAGACUAUGAUGUUGCUGUGGAGCUUGAAAGAAAGGCAUGACUGCAACUCAAAAUUCAGGGUUUACUUGGAUACAUUGCCAAAAGAGUUCAACACAGGACUGAGCUUUGGAGUCGAUGCAAUGAUGGCUUUGGAUGGCACCACUUUGUUUGAAGAGAUAAUGCAAGCGAAAGAGCACUUGCGUGUUCAAUACGAGGAGCUGGUCCCUGCUCUAUGCAACAACAAUCCUGACACAUUUCCCUCCGAGCAUUAUACGUGGGAGAAUUUCUUAUGGGCUUGCGAAUUGUGGUACUCCAACAGUAUGAAGAUCAUGUUUGCUGAUGGCAAGUUGAGGACUUGCUUGAUACCGAUUGCCGGCUUUCUCAAUCACUCACUGUAUCCACACAUUACUCACUAUGGUAAAGUAGAUUGCGCAACAAAUACAUUGAAGUUCCCGUUGUUGAGACCUUGUUUGGCUGGAGAGCAAUGCUGCCUCAGUUAUGGGAAUUUGUCGAGCUCGCAUUUGAUCACAUUCUAUGGCUUCUCACCACUAGGAGACAAUCCUUAUGAUGUGAUCCCAAUAGAUAUCGACGUGGGUGAGGCUGAUUGUUCCAAUGAUUCCCCAUGGACCACUCACAUGGUGCGAGGCACCUGGUUCUCAAAGAACCAUGGCAUCUUCCACUACGGCUUGCCAACUCCAUUGCUAGAUUACUUGAGAAAGGCUCGUGAUCACAUGCCUAACACCACGGCAAUUACAAAGGAAGACAUGGCAGUGGAAAUUGAGGUCCUUGAAGACCUCAUCUCCACCUUCAACAGCAUGAUGGAUAAUCUAGGCGACACAACCUCAGAUUACAGUUGGGACGUCAAGCUGGCUGUCGAGUUCAAAGAUAGACAAAGGAGGAUGAUAUCCUCGAUUCUUUCGUCGUGUGAUGAUGGCAUCAAGCUGCUGCAAACUCAUCUGCAGAAGUGCACGAGCUAGGCUGAGUGACCUUUAGUUUGAAGGAAGAAUGUACUGAUACUCUCCAGAGUUUUGCAUGCUUUGUGAAAUCGUUUUUGAACCGAUGGGGUUAAGGGGUCAAGGUAUUAUAACAAAAUCAUGAAAAAUCGUGUGGUUUGGCCUUUUGGGUUGGUUAUGUCCCUUGUAUUUGGUUCAACUAUUAUGACCGAUCAAUGCAAAAUGGUAUCACAAAUAGAAGAGUUUUCUCUCG
This is a messenger RNA of Linum trigynum, 2495 nucleotides long. The record is from the annotation of a GenBank genome assembly. NCBI's taxonomy places the organism in Eukaryota, Viridiplantae, Streptophyta, Magnoliopsida, Malpighiales, Linaceae.